CCUCCUCUGUCAGGGUAAAAAAAAGUGUAAACAUAUCUAAAUAAGUGGGUAAACAGACUGACACCGAGGUGAAACAUUUAUAGUCUUAAAUAGCGCGACAGUUAUGAACAUUGUAUUGGAUGUAAUUUUUAUUUCAUCAUGUUUAUUUCGGUACUAACUGCAUUGAUCUUUGUGUGUAACGCCAUUGCUGGACAGAGGGUAUACCAAUGUGACAACAAAAAUGAAUACGCAAAUUACAUGCAGUGUUUAAACAAAUGGCGUGUAGUUAGAGAGUUAAGCCGAGGGCAUGCACAGUUCCUGAAAGACGUGACGCUGAUUGAUGAAAUAUGUAUUUUCAAAGGUGUUCUCACCGUUGAAGAGAUGGAUACAUGUGUAACUAAUGCUAUACCACUGUACUGUAAUUCUAUAACUGCACACUGGAAGGGCCUCAAACAAUUUGUCAGCUACUUAUGCAAACACAGGGAAGAGUUUGAAGGGAAAUAUGCACGGUGUAGAACAAAUAAAAACUUCCAAUCUGCCUACCACGACUGCAUGGCUACCAACGUAAAUCAACUAAGCGCCGGGGAUGACAGUUGCAGGUCGUAUAGAGAAAUGGAAAAAUGUUUAACAAAUGCUCUUGCGAAUCACUGUUCGAGGAAAGCAGCGGAGUUCUUCAUGGAUGCCUUUUCGAAAAGAGAUGAUCCUUUGAUAGCUUUAAGCUGCAAAAUAGAGAAAGAAGUGAUAACCGACUACGUAUUUGAGCUGUCUGAUGAAACAAACGAUGUCACAAAUGAAACAGAAAAACAGUCAACAAACAACUCAUCAGUGACAAGUGAACGUAUCGUACUUACUGAGGAAAGUCUUGCAGUGAACGAAGAAAGUGGAAGUUAUAUUUUACGUCCGAGUUCCUACUUAAUUAUUUCUAUGUGUAUGUGGAGACUUGUCAUGCCUUUUCUAGCAGUGUAUUAAAUGUCAUCAUAAUAAAGACCCUACCAAGAUGUGUUCAAUUUUUCCGGAUAAACAAUAAUAUCAUUGAAAUUUCGAUAUUCAUAACAAUCAUAUAUAUUAUAUGUAUAUUCUGUCCAUGUUAUUAAAUACAUUUAUCACAUAAACCGCGGCGCAAGAGUGUAAUAAAGCCAUUUAAUAAAAACGAUAUUACACUAGUGUAAUAACACUUUGACGUGACGUCAUUUGCGCUAUAUAGAAACAUAGCGUUAAAGCGCGCUAAUGUUAGCGUUACACUAUAAGCGCGUCGUUGAAAAAUUACUCAUUUUUACAGUUUACUGUUCUUAUUUUAUAUUAUGUGAUAAAUAGAAUAUUAUAUUCGUGUAGAUUCAAUACUAAAUUUAUUGAACUCGUUGAAUAAAACAAUAUUAUGCUCGCCAGAGGCUCGCAUAAUAUGAUUUUAUUCAACUCGUUCAAUAAAUUUAGUAUUAAACUACACUCAUUCAAUAUCCUCUAUGUAUAUUGUAGUUACAUAGUUGAUACAUUGUAGGUACAUAGUUGAUACAUUGUAGGUACAUAGUUGAUACCUUAAUUAAAGUCUACUUUUGUUCCUAUGACAGUGCAUAGUUAAUAUGAUGACAUUCGUGGUACAUUUGUAUUUCUAAUAAAAUAUGUGUUGAAUGUACUCUCUCUCUCUCUCUAGGGUAGAUCGUGUACUUUUUUACUGCAUGUCUCAUUCCUCGUUAUCUACGAAUAUACAUGUAGUUGCUAGGCACAUUAUUUCUCAGAAACGUACAUAGGUUUCCUUCUUUAGAAAGGGUAACAACAUUAAGCUAAUGGUUCUAGAGCAUGUUAGAUGCCUAUCACCUAAGAAAAUACCACCGAUUGUGAAAUAAUUUAACAUAAAAGUCGUAAAAUGAAAACAAAGUAGUAUUUCAUCUUCCAUACUAUAUCACUAAAACUGCACGUACUAAUUGCCAAAAACCAACAGAAGCAAAGAAUGGUAUUUGGCCAAUGAGUAACUUUCUGGAAACUACAAUAGGAAAACUUCAACUUGCCCCUCUAGUUGAAUAGUUUCACGACACUUUAUUCUUUAUAAUAAAAAAGGAACCUGUCACAAAUGGCCCAAGUUCAUUGUUACUGUGCAUCUGGCAAAGGUAAGCAUGUCAACUCAUGCUUUCAAAGGAGAGGAUUACCAUGAGCUAUUGUAGCUCUCGGUCCAAUUCCUUUCUGCUUAAAUUGUAAAUUAUUAACAUGUAUAUAUUACCUUGAAUAAAAAUAUGUUGAAACCAA
This is a messenger RNA of Ruditapes philippinarum (Manila clam), 2217 nucleotides long. RefSeq lists its product as uncharacterized. Bases 139 to 948 code for a protein of 269 amino acids. The record is from RefSeq and is a predicted model, not a curated record. The transcript is spliced from 6 exons. NCBI's taxonomy places the organism in Eukaryota, Metazoa, Mollusca, Bivalvia, Venerida, Veneridae.